Molecule: messenger RNA, 2251 nt
Organism: Phanerochaete carnosa HHB-10118-sp
Lineage: Eukaryota; Fungi; Basidiomycota; Agaricomycetes; Polyporales; Phanerochaetaceae
Exons: 5
Coding region: 130-1680 (516 amino acids)
Molecular function (GO): oxidoreductase activity
Source: RefSeq, a predicted model, not a curated record
GAGUGAAGAGGUGUUGUGACGUCGUCGAGUUGUAAACACAAUUACGAACGACAUUACAAACAGCCUUCUGCGUGAAUAUAAGACUAUGGCCGACCCCAGCACUCCAGCUACUACACUCGUAUAGUUGACAUGGACGCAAGCCCUGAGCAACUCAACGCUCGCUUCCCUAAGCUGGCACUUGUGUCACCCUCCAUCGUAUCCAGCCCCACCCGCCUGGCUGGCUGGACUCACGAGUCUACUCAGGCCGUCCUCGAAUGUCUCAAGGACAAUCACCAGCGAUUCCACAUAUUCUUCCAAGAUGGAGGUUUACACAAUCAUGCAUCGCACCAUCUUCUGGCAAUCUACACGAUGGGCGCGAGUGCCGAAGUGAUACGAGAAGCAUACCAGACCCAUGUCGCGUACCAGCGGCCUGCCAAGGACCAUUUCAUCGCCGCGACAAUUGACGAGAAGAACUGGAAAGAGCAUGUUGGAAAUGAAAAAUACUAUCAAGCUUAUGUGUCAUUCUUCUCCCGGCUUCUCCUGUCGCCGCAAAGCAAAGGACUCCAAGCCAUUCUGGAAGAAUACGUCUUCUCCACAGACGCGAACCUUGUUGCGGGCAAGAACGGAGUAAAGCCGUACAUGCUUGGCCGCUUCUAUUCAAGCCUCUUCCACCCGUUGAUCCACACUGGCUACGGAGUUGAGUUUGGUCUGCCUGGCCUGGCUGUUGAAGGUCUGGCGCAGACCGCAGUACACACACUCGACAUAGAAGAAAUAUUCACCCCAGAAUUCUUCAACGUGGGGUCUGCAGACACCCUUGCCUCUCGACUCAGCUCGCUCGUCGUCUCCGCCGCGGGUGUUGUGGGUUCAAGCGCCCCAUCGGCCGACGUACACGCCCUUUCCAUCUUAUCGCGCAUAGAGAAAGACAUAGACUUUGCGCCGGAGAAUCUUGAUUUCACAGGUCUAGCCGGUCUGGCCCCGAGAUAUAGUGUUGUUCUCGGUCGAGCCGACAAUAAGCUUCUGAAGUACUCUGAAGAAUGGACCGAGACUGUCGUACCGGACCGAGAUGUUCUGAAGAGGAAGUUCGAGGAGCUCGUCUGGAUGAAUACCGUGAUCUAUGGCGUCGGGGGCUGGGCCGGCAGAGCACUGGGCGAGGACGAGAAAGGCAAAUUCAACGGCGACUUCCUCUUCAUGCACGGCGUCACCUCUUCAUUGAUGACCGCGUCUGUUCUCAACACCCUCAGUCUCAAUUCUGCCGUUCUUCUCCUCCGCGCGUACUUCGUCUUCUUCCUCCUCACGUAUACGAUACGCGGCCGCCCUGCGCUCCCCAUCAAAGACUUCUACGCCAACACAUCGCUCUACCCAUCGCCUCCCGGCACCCAACCUGCCGCGGCUAAGGACACCCUUGUGCCCUCCGCGGCGCCGAAUCCGUGGCUGCCGAUCGUCCAGACGACGCUCGUGCAUCCUGACGAGCACCUCUGCAAGACGCAGCGUUCGCUCAUGCACUUUGCCGAGUGCUACGGUGGUACGGAGCCUGGAGCGUUUGCACACACUGACCUGCAAGGCGCGGAAAUGCUCGACGGAACGCUCUUCGCCAGGGUGGCAGCUCUUACCGCGGAUAGGCUCGGCUGGAUGCGCGAGGGAGAGACGCAGCGGGGAUGGGACCGUAAUGGGUUCGCUCAAGGAUUGAAGCACAAGGUCUAAAACGGUAGCUCGGCACCAGCGAUUUACGUGAAUCGAGGUUAUGGAAGAUAAAACGUCAUAGUGAUUGGGCUGUAUGCUAAGUGCGACUGCCUCGACGAGAUCACUAGAGGCGGAAAUGUAAAGCUUGGCGACCGGUGAUACAACAAGCCUGCUUAAAGGUCCGGUUAUCACUUUGGUUGGGACCUCCAAGGACACUAAAUUAUGAGUGAGCGCGGUCAGCCUCUUCAAAAAUCCUAGAGAUAAAAUAUAAGAUUGCGGCAUUGAGGCGUUCGUGGAAUAUGUCCAUGACAAAGUGUCGGGCGAUGGGGGCUGAUAUGGAUGCCUGUUGACUGGCUGAGCUAUAGCAGCAGGCUGGAUAUCUAGUAGUGAAGAUAUUAGACGAACGAGCUGUAGAUAAAUUAUCAACGUAGGAAUGUGCAGCACAUCCUCGGAAUCCUGUCCCUAUGCCACCUCGGUAACUUCUCCGAGCGCUCAGGCACCUGCCGUGUCGGAUCUCGACGCACAGCACAGGGCUGCGUGAAGUAGCUGAGAUUUGCAUAUGGAGAGGCUCAUGUUGUUAUGCCGUUCGGCU